This is a messenger RNA of Mya arenaria, 5561 nucleotides long. RefSeq names its product probable serine/threonine-protein kinase fhkE. Bases 200 to 2572 code for a protein of 790 amino acids. The transcript is spliced from 7 exons. Gene Ontology annotation, biological process: protein phosphorylation; positive regulation of apoptotic process; intracellular signal transduction. The record is from RefSeq and is a predicted model, not a curated record. NCBI's taxonomy places the organism in Eukaryota, Metazoa, Mollusca, Bivalvia, Myida, Myidae. Gene Ontology annotation, molecular function: ATP binding; protein serine/threonine kinase activity. Gene Ontology annotation, cellular component: nucleus.
AUCAUUUCGGAACAAAACAGCGGAGGUAAACAAAGUUAACGUCGGAAUUUAUUGGGAUUUUAAUAAAAUAAAACAAAAGUCGGAAAUAUUGAAGCAGAAACAUUGAUUAGUCUAAAGAUUUUUGGAUAAAAAAUAUUGAGCGUCCAGUGUUGCCAAGUGCUGCAGUUUCGUGCCCAAUGUUGAACCAACUCUGGCCACCAUGACAACAAAUGGACUGCCGAACCUACACUACCACAAUGCAAUCAAGUCAACGCAGAGCUCAGCUGUCUACACGCCAAGCACCAGCAUCGUUACAGCACCGCUGACUGACAAGUAUACCAUCGGAGACAACAUCGGCAGAGGAAAGUUUGCUGUGGUGAAACAAUGUACGAACAAGGGGACAGGAGAGGUGUUGGCUGCCAAGUUCAUCAAGAAGCGGCGGCGCGGGAAGUCGUGUCGGGAGGAGAUUCUUCGGGAAGUUGUCAUGCUUGAGAUGGCACUCGAUCACCCGCGACUUGUGAACCUGAAAGAAGUGUAUGAGACCCCACAGGAGCUGAUUCUCAUCACAGAGUACUGUGCCGGCGGGGAGCUCUUCACAGAGUGUGUUCUGGAGGAGAAGUUUAAUGAAGCCGACGUCCGCCUACUCAUGUCGCAGAUACUAGAAGGACUGGUUUACCUUCAUGAGAAGAACAUUGUGCAUCUCGACCUCAAGCCGCAGAAUAUCCUACUUACCCAUGAGUAUCCCUCGGGCUCCGUGAAGAUCUGUGACCUCGGGUUUGCCUGCCUGGUGAACACAGGAGAAGAUAUUCGGGACAUUAUAGGAACACCAGACUAUGUUGCCCCAGAGGUACUGAACUACGACCCCCUUGGUCUCUACACUGACAUGUGGUCCCUUGGCGUACUGACUUAUGUCAUGCUGACCACAUGUUCGCCUUUCGCAGCCGAGGACAAGAACCAAACAUUCUGCAACAUCACUACGGUCAACCUUGACUUCCCCGACGACCUAUUUGCUGACAUCAGUGAGGCUGCAGUAGAUUUUAUUAAGAAGUUGCUGCUUGCUGAACCCAGUGAACGGAUGACAGCCCCACAAUGCAUGGACCAUGAAUGGCUUUAUGACAUCUUCCAUGCCAAAGACUACCACCUUCCCUUUUCUCAUAGUAAUGCUAACCUCAUAUCCAUGGACAGUGAGCUGGGGACUGAUGCAGACGACAGGGGUGAACUGUCUGAUGAUGAAAGUGGGGGGUUAGAAAUGAAAGCUGUAAAAAGUGAGGGUGAUCUUAGAAAUGACGAAAUGGGUUGUGUAGUGCAAACUGAUAAUGUGGUUGUGAAAUUAGGGGAUGAGAGAAGAAAAAAAGGUGUUGGUAAGAGUGACUCCAGAGGUAAAAUUGAGAAUCAGACAUCAGAAAUGUCGGUAGUAGAGGAUGAGGAUACCACAUAUGAGCCGUCUGAUGUUGUUUUAUGUACUGAUGAUGAAAAUAGUAGACUGAGUGUUAGUGAACCCAAUGAAAUCGGGGAUAAUCCAACAAAGCAACCUAGUAAACAAGAUACAGAAAAUAACACAAAAACAGGGAAUAGAAAAAGUGAUUUAAUCAAUAAAUUAACUGAAAACUGUGAUGCGAAUAUUUCAUGGAGAUACAAUCAUGGAGAUUCGUUACCAAAUGUUGACGCACAUGUAGAUAAGGAAAAAGAACAUGUUAAACAAAUAUCAGAUUCCAAUAAAAAUGCCAGUGAGUUUUCACCAGACGACAUAUCACCAGACACGGAUUCCAGCAUGUGUUUAUCGGACUCGAGGUUACGUGACCUGGAUUCAGGACUUGGCACGGUGAGUGACUCAAAAUCUGUGGAGUCAUUAAAUGCUCAAUUUGACACCUCCGGGAGACCGACUGUUGAAUUUGAUAUUGAUGAACAUGAGGAUGAAUUGAAUUUGAAUGAAGGUGAAAGUAAUAUUUUGAGUAAAAGUCACUUUGGGGAACAACCUGUUGUUAGUGCUUUUAGUGAGAAUCAGUCAGGGAAUAAAUCUGACACAAAUGAGGAGGGUAAAGUUGAAGACUCGAGUCUAAUUGGGGUGCAGGAAAUAAAUGAGAGAGACACAGACCAUCACAUGGAUAUUUCAGAAGAGGGACCAACUUUUAUGAACUUUUCUAACAAUAAUGCCAGUACUGAAUUUACUUUUAAUAAACGUUUACAAUCCCAGCCAUCUGACGACUCGUCCUUGAACCAAUCAACAAACUCUGACAUGUUUGCAAUGUCUUUUGAAGAUUUUCAAAAGCCGUUCGCGCCAACCUCAACACCAAGUAAGACACCAACUAUGCCGGCGUCUCGUGGCUCUAUUGGAAGUAUUGACGACUCUGUUAACUGCAUGCAGAUCGGGGAGAGACUUAAACGGGGCAUGUGCAAUGACAACACACCAACAAGCGGGGAUAGUAGGGACGCUAUUAAUGAAGAAGACUACGAAUUUAUCAGUGUGUCCAAACGAGUUCGGAGUAUAGAGGAUUCCAUGGGUUCGCCUAUAACUCCGCCUUUUAGCCCCAAGAUUCAAAGAAGUCCACGAAUCCGGCGACACGAUCGAUCCCAGCAUCAUCAUCACCAUUGAGGCGUGGCUUACAUUUUUUUUGGGGGGAGGGGUGGUAAUGUUUAAUGCUUAGUAUUUAGAUUAACUCCCUAUAAUACAUACAUUGCCCUUAACCUAUAUUAUUGUUUUCAGAGAUGAAAAGCACAUGUAUAGCAAGGCACAUAACUCUGGCUUUAGUAAAUGUUGAGUUAUGUCCCUUGUUUUAUUUAAAAGAACAACAGACAAGCUUCCCUCCCUUCUAAUGAAAGUUUGCUUUGUGCUUUCAUUAAAACACUCUUAGCAUAUUUUAGAUUAAAAGGUUUGUUAAUGAUAAUACUGCCUCUGUUAAACAGAGAAGGCAAUUUGAUCUAUAAGUAAAGACAUAUAUUUUGAUACAUCAUUUUUAGAAGGGAAAUUUUCUGAAUUCAUUCAUCAUUGAUGUAGUAUUAAAUGGGAAAAUUCGACAAAUAAUAAGAUGGAGGAUGCAGAUUUGUUGACUUUCAACAGGAAUUGUAAAUCAUAAUUGUACGAGAGUAAUUUUGAUCUGUGAAAUGACAUGUUUAUUUAUAAUGGCAGUCAUCAUAUCAUUAAAUCACAUGUUUCAUGUAUAAUUACAUGUAUUUUAACUGAUCUAUAGAAUUGGUUGAGAAAAAAAAUGUCAUUAAUCACAUAUCAAUAAUAAUAUUGUCUAUCUACAAAUUAGAUUGUAUCGUAGCCAAGCUUUAAGCACCGCUAAACUAUUUAAGCCAUGUUUGUUUCUAUUAAAAAAAUUUUAUGAAAUAAGAUAUUUAUAUAUGUAUACAGAGCCAGAGUGCCAUCGUUAUUUGACGCAAAAAGCAUUGAUAUUGUGAUACAUUUAUCUACAGACCAAGAGCCCAACCUUUCAAAGAUAUUAUCAACAAUUCAUUGUUUGUAAUUGAUAUACUUAAUGUGAGUGAACCUUGGUCAAACUCAUAUAGUUUCAAUAAUGCUUUUGAUUUUUUUAACUGACAUGGAUUUCAUUUUGAUUUAAAAAUAAAUUAAAAGUAAUUAAACCUAUCAUAUAAAAAACGACUAAAUAAACUGUAUUAUUGCAUGAUGAAUUAGAAUACAAUAUAAAAUUAAUAUAUGACCUGGUAUAAGCAAAAGCACUUCACCGAAAUGUUAGAGCUAAUAAUAUUUUUUUAUGAACAAUCAAUUACCAGUAUUUAACAACAUUAAAUAUUGUCAUUUAACAACAUUGCAGCCCAAAUUAUUUUGGUUUGAGUUUAAAAAUAUAAACAGUUUUACUUUUAUGCUGUUUGACCAUGUGUAUUUUCCAGGUGUAAUUCCAGGUGUAUUUUGCAUAUAUAUGUAUUUUCUUUUACUGCAUGUUAUAUGAUGUCCUGUUAAAUCAUCAAAAUCAUUAUUUAUUUAUUGAAUUGUUAAUUCUACAACAGGGCAUUCUCUGUACAAUGUUUAACAAGAACUCUUGAAGUGCUAUGUGACUUUUUGAUGAAUUUGAAGUUUCAGGAAAUAUUACGGUGCUCAGAAUACAGCAUACAAUUAUUCUAUUAACUACCAACAUAGAAAACCAGCAGAGUUGGGCGAUAGACUUUUGCUGGCUAUUAAUAAUAAUUUGUUACGAGCUUGUUCAUUUUUCGAAAUUAAAAAUGUUGAGGUAUUUUCAUCAUAGCCUCCAGGCAUCUUGUCGCCUUUAGCGUGCAAAAUAAUCCUUAAUCUUGGCCAUUACUGAAAAAGUAUUCAAUUUAUUUUAAUGAAAAUGUUGAAUAUAUAUAUGCGGUUGUAAAACAAGUUACACAACUCUGGCUUUACCAAAAAAAAAUAUUUGAGUUAUGUCCCUUCUUAUAGGCAAGUGUUGGCUUUUUUCUCCACAGCAAUCAAUGUUGGCUUUGAUGUGCUGAAACUUGGCAUAUUCCUAUUUACAAGAUACAAGAAUCUUGAUUUAAAGUCGGGUAUAUGCUAACAAGUACAUUACAUUUAGCUCAAUGAGCUAUUUUCUGACAUGAAAAAUAUUUAUUCAAUAGAACUACUAUUAUUACUACUAUUAAUAAUAAAUAUUACUAUUAUUAAUAUAUACUCUUGCAACUAGAUGCACAUGCAUGCUUAACAAUUUAUUUUAUUUUCCUAUAUAUUUUUAUUUUGUUUUGAUUUUUGUUAGUUUUAUAUAUAUAGCUUUUAUGAAUGGAAGUGUGAGUUUUAAGUAUAUAUUACAUUUCAUGACACAGUGUUAAUAUUGCAUCCUGUGUUUUCUAUAAGUGGGACCAUAACUAUUUUAAAUAUUAAUAUGUAUGUAAGCUUUUUCAUAUUGUAACUAUAUUUAGCAUCUUUUUGGGUGUAUAAAAACACACUUUAUUGCACAAAUGUCUUUUUGACAUAAAUAAUAUAUAAUGUUUUCAAAAGCAUAAGUAACAUGGUUUAUCUUGACGUCCUUUCCAAAAUGCAUGAAAUGGUUGGAAACAGGUGGACCUUUUCUACAUACAAAACUUUGAAUAAUUAUGAAUUCCUCUCACCAUAAGAUGGAAAAAAUUUUUCCAAAAGGUGGAGUUGCACGUUACUUAAAGUGAUUUUUUAUCUCAUCUGAUUUUUGAAGAAAAAAACUUGAGUUAUUGUUAUAGCCUUUGCAAAGUUUUCAUGGUUGUGCCAAAAAUUUAACCGUGGCCAUAACAAGAUAUUUUAAUGAAACUUUGUACACAUGUUGCCAGAGACAUUAUGCACAUAUUUGUAUAGCAAGCCACAUAACUCUAGCUUUAAUUAUUAUUGAGUUAUGCCCCUUGUUCAUCUGAAGAAAACAACAAGUGCAGAUGAGUGGACUUCUUGUUUAAAUGUAUCAGAAUAGAUAAAAGGCAGAUAUCGGUCUUCAAGAGUAUUUGGUUUAAUAUUAUGAAGGAAUAUUGUUUCAUCUGUUAUUGUUAGCCAGUAGGUAGAAUUACGGACAUACUGCUAUACAGACGAAAGGCAUUUACAUUAUUCACGAUGGAUGUCUGAUCCUAUAGUUUUAUUUGCAUGGAUUUAUGUAAUUGAUUCUGUUGAAUAGAUUAUUAAUGUACAA